AUGUUAGAUUUAGGAACGUCAAUCAACAUGAUGCCUAAAAUCAUUUAUGCGUCCCGGAAUCUUGGGCCACUAAAAGAAACGGUUAUCAUAAUCCAACUAGCUGACCGCACCAAUGCUUACCCAGAUAGGCUAGUUGAGGAUGUUUUGGUUCAGGUGAAUGAAUUAGUUUUUCCAGCAGAUUUUUAUAUCCUGGAUAUGGGGGAUGUGAAGUCAAUAAAUCCGUCACCUAUUCUGUUAGGGAGACCGUUUCUUAGCACUGUUAGGACUAAGAUAGAUGUGAAUGAGGGUACUUUAUCAAUGGAGUUUGAUGGUGAAACUGUAAAUUUUAAUAUUUUUGAAGAGAUGAAGUAUCCAGAGGAAUCUAACUCAGUCUUUGCUUUGAGUGUUAUUGAACCCAUUGUACAGGAAAUCUUCGAACUGGAUGGUGAAAACGCAUUGGAAGUGGCCUUGACGAAGCAUCUUGAAUUAGGUGUAAUUCUUAAGGUGGACAUGAAGGAUGAGUUGCACCAGGCAGUUGAAGCACUACAUUCACUUCCGACCAUUUCUCCAAGGUAUGAGCUUACCUCUCUUUUUGUGCCAGAAACUCAGACAAAGUUGUUGUCUUCAGUUGUGAAGGCACCAGAGUUAGAGUUUAAACCCCUCCCGAAACAUCUGAAGUAUGCAUUCCUGGAAGACCGAGAGACGCUUUCGGUGAUCAUUUUUGCCCAACUAUCUCCAAGUCAAGAGGACAAACUGGUACGAGUCCUUAGUGAUCAUAAGGAGACGAUUGGUUGGAGUAUAGCAGAUAUCAAAAGAAUAAGUCCGUCCUUAUGCAUGCACCGAAUAAGGCUUGAGGAUGAUGCGAAACCGGUAAGAUAG
Molecule: messenger RNA, 858 nt
Organism: Coffea eugenioides
Lineage: Eukaryota; Viridiplantae; Streptophyta; Magnoliopsida; Gentianales; Rubiaceae
Exons: 1
Coding region: 1-858 (285 amino acids)
Source: RefSeq, a predicted model, not a curated record